This is a messenger RNA of Cavenderia fasciculata, 1983 nucleotides long. RefSeq names its product signal transducer and activator of transcription family protein (gene dstA). The transcript is spliced from 5 exons. Gene Ontology annotation, biological process: regulation of transcription by RNA polymerase II; cell surface receptor signaling pathway via JAK-STAT; regulation of cell population proliferation. The record is from RefSeq and is a predicted model, not a curated record. Gene Ontology annotation, molecular function: RNA polymerase II cis-regulatory region sequence-specific DNA binding; DNA-binding transcription factor activity, RNA polymerase II-specific. NCBI's taxonomy places the organism in Eukaryota, Evosea, Eumycetozoa, Acytosteliales, Cavenderiaceae. Bases 1 to 1983 code for a protein of 660 amino acids.
AUGGCAAGCGAAUUCCCAAUGGAGGAUUAUGACGACUUUGAUAGCAGUUCAUUGACUACCAAGAACUUGUUUGAAGGAGGUUCAGCAGAUAAAUAUCAUGAUAGUAUAAAUACAGUUAUGCAGAUGGGUUAUAAUACUGGAGGAUUUGGUAUUACGCAAUCGGUUAAUGGAACAUUUUACUCAAAUCAACCAGUUGACUACAGACCCGUUAUGAAUGGUGGACAGCCGACAUAUGUGGCACCCAACAGCGGUCCCCACUCUCCUGUAAAUAUGCAACCUUCCAGUCCGAUAUCCAGUCCGCUUCCAUCACCACAGUCAUUCCGUCAGUCUCAAGGUCAGCUCGGCCAGAUGCCACCCCAACAACAACAACAACCAAUCAUGUACCAACAACCUCAACAACAGAUGCAACCACAACAACAACAUAUGAUGCAACAACAACCACAAUACUCUAUGCAACCACAACAACAACAACAACAACCUCAACAACAAUUCCAACAACAACAACAACCACAAAUUGUACACCAACCAAUUCAUCAACCACCACCACAACCACAACAACAACAACCACCUUCUACGGCAAUCAGCUCACCACAACCAAUCUUGGACACUAUCUAUAAAUUAUUGUCAGAGCAAGAACAGACACUUGUCCAAAUGAUUCACGAACAAUCGAUCCUUCUCAACAGGCUUCCACAAACCUUGGACGAAACCACCGUACAACAUCUCUCCAACCUCAGUCAAAAGCAAGUCACACUCUCUAACCAAAUGAACACUGAAAUGUCUGCUUUGGAUGCCACCAAGAAGGGUAUGAUCCUCGAUCCAACCGAUCUUGCCAAACUUUUUGCUCUCAAGCAAGAUCUUCAAAUUCAAUUUAAACAAUUACAUUUACUUCACAAUGAAAUUCAAGCUGUUUUGAAUCCUGGUUCUGCUUCUUCAAAACCAAAUGUUGCAUUGGUAUUAAAAACUCAACCAUUCCCAGUAGUUAUUACAAAGGGUAAACAAUUGGGAGAAAAUCAAUUGGUAGUUCAAAUUUUAACAGGUGCUAGAUCAAAUUUCCAUAUCAAUGGUCCAGUAAAGGCUACGUUGCUUUGCGAUUCACACCCAACCAACAAGAAUAAUCCACAACAAGUUUUAGAGAUGGAUACUCAGCCAAUCUAUCCAGCUUCAUUGACUGCUCAUUUCCCACUCAAGUUUUUGGCUGGUACUAGAAAGAGUUCUGUAAAUCUAAAGUUUGGUGUAAACAUUCGUGACAUGGAUAGCGUCACUACUGCCGUUGAAUCUGACUUUUCAAAUCCAUUUGUUGUCAUUACAAAUGAAUGUCAAUGGGAAGGUAGUGCUGGUGUUUUAUUAAAGAAAGAUGCUUUUGAUGGUCAACUUGAAAUUUCAUGGCCACAAUUUAUAAAUACACUUCAAAGACAUUUCCUUAUAGCAACAAAACAAGACCCGGUACGACCAAAGAGACCAUUAUCUCAAUUUGAUUUUAAAUAUAUACAAACUCAUUUCUUUGGUAACCGUUCGAUCAUCCAUCAACAAGAUUUUGAUAGAUUCUGGGUUUGGUUUGGUAAAUCAAUGCAAACUCUUAGAUACCAAAGACAUAUUUCAACUUUAUGGCAAGAGGGUAUAAUUUAUGGAUAUAUGGGAAGACAAGAAGUUCAAGACGCACUUACAAAUCAAGAUCCAGGUACAUUUAUUAUUAGAUUUAGUGAGAGAAAUCCAGGUCAAUUUGGUAUUGCAUAUAUUGGUUCAGAGGUACCACAUCGUAUCAAACAUUAUCUUGUACAGCCAAACGAUACUGCCGCAGCCAAGAAAACAUUCCCAGACUUUUUAGCAGAACAUCCACAAUUUAUCAACAUUCUUCAGUGGUCAAAGGGAUCAGACGGACUUCCAAGAUUCCUCAAAUCUCAUAAAGAUACUGCUUUGAAUUCAUUUGCCCCAAGGAGAGCACAACCAACUCCAGUUGGUGGUUACGAACCUCUUUCUAGUUAA